Ordospora colligata OC4 is the source of this 570-nucleotide messenger RNA. Its product is annotated as ribosomal protein S5. The record is from RefSeq and is a predicted model, not a curated record. Gene Ontology annotation, cellular component: ribosome; cytosolic small ribosomal subunit. The transcript has a single exon. Bases 1 to 570 code for a protein of 189 amino acids. NCBI's taxonomy places the organism in Eukaryota, Fungi, Microsporidia, Ordosporidae. Gene Ontology annotation, molecular function: rRNA binding; structural constituent of ribosome; mRNA binding. Gene Ontology annotation, biological process: ribosomal small subunit assembly; translation.
AUGGGAGAAAUAAAGCUUUUUGAGAAGUAUAGCUAUGAGGAGGUGAAAGUUGAGAAUAUUUCAUUAAAACCAUACAUAAACCUGACACGUCAAGGGAUAGUACCACAUGCAACAACGAAAAUAACGAAGGGCAAGAUGGGCAAGGCAAAGAUGCCGAUUGCAGAGCGCUUUGUGUGCUCACUAAUGAGACAUGGGAGAAACAGCGGAAAGAAGAUGCUUGCAAUACAUGUGUUUGAAGAUGCAUGCUUUAUGAUUCAUGCGAUGACUGGAAAGAAUCCGUUACAGGUGCUGGUUGAUGCGAUUGUGAAUUCAGGGCCAAGGGAAGACACUGCAAGGAUAGGACGCGCAGGAUCGAUGAGGAGGACGUCUGUGGAUGUGUCAUCACUGAAGAGGAUUAGCAUGGCAAUAGCAAACAUUGCAACUGGAAUCCGCGGAUCAGCGUUCAGGAACAGGAAGACACUGACCGAGGUGAUUGCUGACGAGCUGAUUGCAGCAUCUACGAACUCGCAGAAUUCAUAUGCGAUCAAGAAGAAGGAGGAGAUUGAAAGGAUAGCAAAGUCUAAUCGUUAA